Messenger RNA from Procambarus clarkii (red swamp crayfish), 9168 nucleotides. The record is from RefSeq and is a predicted model, not a curated record. Lineage: Eukaryota; Metazoa; Arthropoda; Malacostraca; Decapoda; Cambaridae.
UUGUUCUCGUGUCCGUCGUUAUGAGCACCGUCUUUACGGAAGUACAAGCUUUAAUGAGAUGAACAACAACCUGGUGUUCACUACUCACACCGAGGGGGGUGAUGUUUUGUUUGUGAACUGAUGAACAAAUACGUUCUCGAAUCAUUAUAGAAAAGGCGCGAACUGGAUUGGAUUCUGUGCUUUCGUUUAAAUUAAGCCGCGAAUCUGCAACAGACGUGAACACUUGUGCUGUAGAUCAAGGGUAAAGAGGAAAGACGAAAAGGUAAUUAGCCUGGAGGAAGUAUGCCAGGAGCCGCGAAGAGACUCAUUGUCUUGAACCAGACAGCUAGUUGAAAAGGGUUCACCAUGGCUGCUGCUCUUGGGUCCUCCUGUGUGGUGAUAGUGUGCUCGAUCCUGGUCCACGCCCACGCCCAGCACCACGCCCACGACCACACCCACGCCCAGGAUCACGCCCACACCCAGUACCACGCCCACGACCAUGAUGUUCAAGACAGCACCCAACAGCGCCAAUAUUUAGAUGAAACAGAUCUCCAAAGAAAAAGACGUGACAUAGAAAACGAACAGGAGUCUGAGAAAAUGGACACAAAGCAUCUUGAGGCAAGACUAAAGAAUACUCUUAAAGGGACCAAUAACUCAGAAUUAUCGUUUAUAUCUCAACUGUUUUCUGGAGGGAAGAAAGACCACCAUAGCAGAAAAAUGACCGGAAACAAGAUUAAAGAAAACGCCAAUUCAAGUAUUCUAAAAUCAAAGCUUUUAGAUACAAAUCAUAUUAACGUCGGUCACAAAUUUAGAAAUGAUGAAGUCUCGACAACCGUAAUUCCCAAGGAUCCGAUGGAAGUCACCCGUAACAGAACUGAGAAAUCAACAGAAAUGAGUUUUUCCGCUGAACUGAAGGAAAUCACCGUUGAUGAUGAUGAUGGUGGUAAAUCAUCACCGUUGGUUAGCUUGGACUCGAAUCUUGUCCGUGGCAGAACCCCGGGUCCAGUACUGCCUAAUACUGAGGCGUCUGGGUACUCCCGUGUCGGGAUCAUCACCUGGGCGACCAUCCACGACCAGCCUACCACUCCGCUCAGCCUGUCGCAGUACCAGGGCGACCUACGACCCCGACCCUACGCCGCUUACCCCCACCUGCUCGCGGCUGAUGUGGAUGUCUUCGGCAACCUGUUGAAGGUUGCGGAAUCGACAACUGAGGAUGUCACGAUGAACUCGCUGACAGCUCGACCCAUCACCACCUCCAGUCUCCCACCCUCAACAAGUACUAAAGCUUCUGGUUUAAAUGAUGACAUAAAAAUAACUAAUAAUCUUGUAUCCACCGCAUUUGACAAAUCUUCCGGGGCUGGAUCUUACGUUGCUACUCCGGCCGUGACUCCGGGUCUCAUUCAGGGUGUGAUUCAGUCCGCCCUGCAACAGUUCUUCUCCCAUCAUUACCUGACUCAGCAAAUGGCGGACUUAAAGUCGACACUCCCAGUCCUGGUGACGACCACAACUCCGUCGACAGCCACACUACCGACCACCGACACCAUGGACACAGUCGACACAACCGCGCGGGUAACAGAGCAACUACCACCCACCACAGCAGACGUGUCGGCUGAGACUCAGCAGUGGAAGACACCAGCCAGCAGACAGCCAGGGCUCAGUGAGCUGUCUCUUUUGGACUUGCCAACCAGGGCUCCAGUUAAACAAUUGGAGAUUAGUAGAGCCACUUACGCAGCCUCGUCCCCUGCGGCAGCUACAUCGGUAUCCGGUGCCGUCACAACGGCCAUUCCACCUUGGGAUGACCCCAAGGAAGCUCUGUACACCAGGACACCCACACGCAGACCUGGUCCUCAACCCUCGCCAUUAUCACCCCUAUUCAACUCGCCUGUCAAAUACAAGGUGCCAGAUACAGUAACUGUAUCAAGGAACCUGACAUACGCGAGCAGUCGUCCUGAUAAUUCUUCUAGCAGUAUCCGGACAGAUAAGCCAUCGGUUAGUAACUGGCAAUCACCAUGGGGGGUUAGCAAGCACGCAGGACCUGCAAGUUCAACCUCGUCUUUCUUAGGUUCGUAUGGACGACCUUCUUCGAUGACUAAUUCUCCUUCCAGUAGACCUCAGCCUGAGGUAAGGAACACUCCGACUCCAGCCACUACCAACCUGUCCUGGGCGAAGAUCGACAGUAAUUUAUAUGUGAUAUCGACAACGCGUCGACCGCUCUCGCAGCUAACUACCACAGCAACAAGCACAGCGGGAAACGAUUCGUUCUCAACUCAAAUUGAUCAGCAAUUUUCAUUCUAUGGUCAGAGUAAAACCACCAAACCUGAUCUCUCUCUGGAGAACUCAUCAGCAACAUUAAACGGGCCAAUGGUAACAUCUUCCAUGAACCUGACAAGAUUUAAUCCUCUUUAUUUCGAAUCCACGACUCCUAGACCUUUUGUUAGGCCAAUUUCCACCUCUAGUAACCAGCAGCAGCAGCGUCAUCCUCAACGACCUACUAACUACAGCAGCACUCUGACAGCCUUCACCAGUGUCGUGGACACUCCAAGAUCGCCAGGUGAGACGAUCACCACACAGGAAGUGACUCCUUGGGACCCACUUUAUUUUCAGCCUGAAACUCGGCGACCUUUUACAAGGCCAAAUAUAACUCGCACCAGGCAGCCUUGGCCGCCUCUGAGUGACGUGGAAGAUCCUCCUGGAACCGCUGUUAGUUCUCUCCUGACCAAGCCUGAGGCUCUACGUACUCCGAGUAGUGGCAGCACUGAAAAUACAAAUAUACCCACUAAUUUAAGACUUACUCUCGCUGCAGCAGCCACCAAUAUUAACAAUAUCGGCUCGGAAGUACCAGACAUGGUACACGAGGCGGUAGUGACCAUACCACCACCGCGCACACCACCAUUUUAUGCAAAUCCUUACUCGCUCCCUGAAGAAAAUCACUGGACGCAAGGCGAGGUUAUCUUUAUCGCUCCUGAGCCACCGGAAAGAUUACCUUCGUCGCUUAUCAAAAUUUCAGAAGUAGCCACAACAGAUGUAAAUUCCACAUUUUUACCAACCAAACACAUCAAUACAGAACUUCCUUUGUUUUACGAGACAACCACAGCACAAGAAGAGUCUCUAGGCACCCCAACCAUCCACAGGAUUUCUGUCCUUUCGCCAAGACCAGCAACAACUCCAGAGACGCCACCGACUACCACCUGGAGCUUUACAAACCCUUGGUCGUCCCAUGGCUGGUAUGACUCCCUCCCGACGACCCCAGACACAGAUGACGCCACAACGACCCCGAAGUCUACUGGGACGCGGUGGGACUUGCCCACAGCACCCAACACCAGCAUGACUUCACCGACAUCACUUCUAGCAUCAACGACAUCACUAGAGCCCCAGGAGCCCAACCAUCAGUACCAUGCCGGUGAAACAUUUGACACCGCCACUUUGUCGGCUUUGUAUUCAGAUUUUCCAUUGCGCUAUUCCUCAACGUUCACUUCCUUCCACACGUCAGCUGUAGCCUUUUCACCUUCCAGUAAUGCACAAACAUCUCAUGGCACUUUACCCGAGUUUGAGUCCGUGGGGACAAAUUAUUUACCAAGUACAUCUGUUGUGAACACCGAUUAUAACGAGAGCGUCCCCUGGUGGUGGCCACGACCGCAGGUUUCCAUACAGAAAGCAAGUCCAGCUGCAGAUCAAGGGGACGAGAGUGUCGAGAACUACACGCUAACAAACUAUGCAGCUGGCGGUGAUGGCGUUCUCAGUGUAACACCUCCCUGGGCGGCUGCCAGCUCUCGAACUCGCUCGCCGUCGACUCCAUCAACACAAGGGACAGGAGAACCAGCGGGUGUUACUGUAGAGGAUGUCACACCACAGACUCCUUUUGGUAUUCCCGUAGUUACUGGUUCGACCACUGGACACAUGCAGAAGUUACAUUCUCUCAUAAUGAGUGCUGCACAGGAUAUUUUACCCCAAAACACUUCUGACAUAGAUAUACUGAACUAUUUAAUUGAUGUUGUGAAAAGUAAACCAAUGGGAGGAAAUAAGCCGCUACAUGUGGAGAUGAGCGACUCGUCUCCACUAGCCAUCAUGGCUGAAGAGUUGGUCGCCGCCCCAACACUAACCUUACAGGGCACAGCUCAACCCAUACUAACUCUUCGGGAGACCUCGCCCACCGCUGUGACUACUCCACCCGGUGGCCAUGUCUCCCCGCCCACACAGCUCCAGCACGCCCACACUACCACCAUCACCACUAGUGUGUUGCUCACUUCCACCAUACAGGUACAGACAUCUUUACCGCCAUCGACGACUGUCGUUACCACCAGUAAGUCAACAUGGACACACCCUCGGCAUCCUUCCCUCGAAGACACCUCUUCUGUCACAUACCUUCACGGAGACUUGGGGUUAUGGAGCUCACAGGACUCGAACAGUGAUGCAAGCAGUGGAGGGAGUGAGGAUCCCACAACCAUCGUCACGCCAGAGUAUGCUUACGUAUCUGUCCUUCGGGCCACUUCGAGUGUGUUUCACCCCAUUCACAGUACGUCUUACAUGGCUGCAUCAGGGUCUGGAGGAAUGUGGUCUCGGUACCCUCAGGUGAUUUCCAACAUUCCUCAGGCAGUGCAGUACCCUGUUGAGGGACCAGGAGACAGUAGUCAUAGUAGCUAUCCAUCAGGCAGCAACCUGGCAUGGAGUUUACAAGGAACACACACUAGUACUCUUUCCUUCAACCCUAAACCUUCGUCAGCUAUCCACACUGCAGCUUUGGGAAUAUUCCCUCAGGACGCACAAGCUGGCCUCACUCCCCCGAUUAUAUCUCUGGUCCACGCCCAGGGACUCGACGGCAUCACACAAGCCUCUUUCAUAAACAGCCUCCAACCACUCGUCUCCACCUCCCAAGUCUCCUCUACCUCCAGUAACCAGAGUCCAGGUGGGACUAAGACUGCGGCCACAGCCAUUCAGUCGCUAGGCAGCACGAGCUCAAGGCCACAAUGGGCCGGUGUGACCAUCGUCUCGGGUGACAUCAGUAAGACAGCGUCCGUGCAGGGUGUCGUAGAGGGCGAGGAAACACUUGCUGAAGUCACCGGCAUGUCUUCAGGCCACGGGGACAACAUGGCGAUAGCGGCGACGUCUCACAACCCGAGUGUGUCCACCGUGACGAUCGCCAGCAACAGCAUCCCCACCAAGCUGUCUGUAGAGUGGGUGAAGCGGCAGAUCCAGGAGCACCUUGCUUCUACCACAGCCUCACCACCGUCCAUAACUCCUCUUUAUAGUAGUGUACCGGACUGGUUUACCGGUGUUCAAAAACGCACAACAACAACGACGCCACGGCCAUCUACAACAACAUCAACAAGAGAAAUCGAGAUUAAAAUCCCAGCAAACUUUAUCAGCAAUUUACUCUCACAGUUAAAAGUCUUGAAUAGCUUUCCUCAUUCACGAACUGCACCUUCCAACUUUCUUUUGAGCCCAAUGAACCCACUUCACGAGGUGCUGCAGAAGCUUGUGAGCGCAACAGACGGCAACUUGAAGGAGGCCAUAGAGCUCGUCUCAUCUCUGAGUGACACUUGGAGUCCCAGCACCACCUUAACACCAACUAGCACAUCUGGAGAGAAUAUCUCGCCUCCAUCAUCAUAUACAGAGCUCCAGACUCGAGGAACAUUGACGCCUUUCCCAUUUAUUACUCCCGAGGUCGGGAUGGGGAUACAGUCGAACUCCUCAUCGCUGACUACUUCGACGAGCACAGAUAAGCGUCCCUCACUUGCUAUCAUAGAAGGCAAAGAAGAAAUAGUUCCUUUGGCAUUUUAUUCCCCAGAAGUAACUCCUUUGCCUUUCUCGUCUCCACAUUUAACCACAUGGAAUCCUUCGGGCUUUGUGCAAACGUUUGAGUCAGUGUCUGGCUGGGAGGGGCAUGACCAAGGAGGACUCGGGUCUCCAGAGACAGUCAGUCUGGAGACCCAGCCACCACACACACAUUCCUCUCCUGCUUCUCAGCUCCUCCAGAAUGGAGACCCAACGCCAUAUGCUAAUAAUAAAGCACAAUCAUCGGUGAAUAUAAGUGUACAAGAAGUGAUCCAAAAAAAUCAGCUUUCAAGUCUUAUCCAGAAACUUCUCAAGGAUUAUAUUGCAGAAAAUGUUCAAUACAACGCCAGUAAACACAGUGUUCACAAUGAACAUGAAGAGGAUAACAUGUCACAGUCGCUCAAGCAGUCAGGUAAUAAACCUGUGGACAUGAACAUGGUGGCGGAGUGGGCGGAGACUAUAGCAGCCGCUCUCCUCAACAAGCCCAACACUUCCAGCCUUACUCCACACCAACCCAGACCCCAGAGUCUGGGUGCUGCUGUCAAGGAAAUCAUAAACACCAUCUUAGAACGCAUUAGGACGUCUGUGGGGGUGAUCCCUGAUCCAGCUCUUUUGAAGCAAGUUAUAUUUCAAGUGAUAGACAACAACGCACUUACUAAGCCAAAUGCGAGCGCGGCUGCUAGCGUCUAUGGUCCGUCUGUUGAUCCAGCUCCACCUCUGGUGUCGAGUCCUGAGGACAGAUAUACAUAUUCUUCACAUAUUGUGGAUAACUUUCUCCCAGACAACGACUUUGAGGGAGGUAAUGGAAUAUAUAGUUCCAUUACACAGCCGUCUGUGUUUUAUUCCCACAAGGUAUCCACACUUAGCAGUGUUCCCAGCCGGCCUACUGGAGCUACGGUCUUCCUGUCCCCUCUGGCACCCGUUCUUGUCCCCAGCCGCUGGGCCACGUCCUGGGUGAACGAGAGCGACGCUGCCCUCUGGCGAACUCCCAAUCCUAUCUACCUCUCCCAUGAUGCUGCUGACAUGCUGGCGGCAGCCGAGUCCCAAGCUGAAGCAUUUCGCCCGACGAAUUACGUCCUUGCUAUGCUGCCUCUCUCCCCAACCGCCACCAAGGCUGGCACACUGGGGACAGCCACUGUCAUGGUGAUGCAGGCAGUGGUGCCUGACGUCCACUCCUCAGGAGGGGUAACGAGCGUGUUCUCUAAGGAAAUCCAAGAGACGGGUGUUAAGUUUUCGGCAUCCUCCAGUGACAGCAAGCAUCGCAUUCAACCUACCAAGACUGUUUCCAGCGACAAAGUGCAGCAUUCAACGUUUUACAGACCUUUACAGGCUCUCGAUAGCACCACAGAACACAUUAUCACACAGGAGGGUGUCAUCUUUCCCUCUUCUCACUCUAUAACUCCACCUGUUGACAUUUACAGCUCUACAGUCACUCCUGAAGAACAAGCAAUAUAUUACCAAUCAUCAGUUUUGAAUCAGAAGACCUCGAGUUCCUUGUCAUCGUUUGUUGACAAUAACUCCCUCUUGCUUGCUCUUAAACCUCCUCAGAUUGACAUUCCACACUUGUUAUAUUCCCAUUAUGUGUUUGGGUCUCUAUUACGGCCCAUGAUGGACCCUGUGGCAUCCCCGGAUGAUGUGGCUCUUUGGGAGAGAGAAACUGCUACAGAGUUAAUUGCCAGCUCAUUACUUCAAGAAAGAGUGUCUGUGACUCCUAGACCUGGCGAGUCGUCCUUGGUGUUCGCUGCUUAUAGCAGUGUUCAGGAGAUUGCUUCAAGAACCCUUAAUUCGCCCACCUUUCACUUGGCUCUCCAGUCAGCUGUGGCGAGUGACCAACAACAAACGAGUGUCACAAUAACGCCAGUAUACCCACCUUCGACCCACUCCAAGGGUGGGGAUGCUUACGACUCGGUCCUUUACUCUCAAGAUGAGGUCUAUGAUUCACUCUCGGAUUCUGAUUUGGAGGUCUAUGAUUCACUCUCUGACUCUGAUUUGGAGGAAGACUACGCGUCUGUGUCUUACUACAACGAUGAGGGAGAGUAUGGUUCAAGCUCUCACUCUCUGGGCAAGCAAGAGCACGACUGGGUCUUUCCAUUCCAGGGCGAGGGAGACUAUGAAAAAGUCUCUAACUCCAACAGCGAGGGAGAGAACGAGGAGGAUAAGGAGCCGACGAGCGAGGGAGAGGAGUGGUGGGGUACGUCCCAGGCCCCUCCAACUCUCAUCACCGACGCGGGUUCUCCACCACCGCUGCUCUCCACCACUAAAGACAUUAGUGACUUAGCCAGCCAGGUGUUGCUGCUACAGAAGCUGGUCUUGACCAUGAUGAACAAGACGUCAGGCGAUGACACAACCUCUCUGGUGCCACCACGCAACGCAACUGCGCAGACAUUUUCACCUCCGGAAGAUUUUGGAACAACAGUCUUUCCUCCUUCGGCCUUAACAGCAACAAUUUCUAAAAUCAAACCACAGUUUCGUCCGUCAUCGAGCGGAGGAUCAACAUUGCAGUCCUUACUCUCUAACUCUGCAGCUACACCUUCUCCUAUCUUAAGUUCUGGUUCAGUUAAGAAGCCCUUGCUGGAGUUGCUGAACCCUGUCAGUUCUUCAAACUCCUUCAGUCCCUUCCUGCUGAAAACUGGAGUCUCAGAGUUGAGCGCCGGACCAGAGAAGGUUGCUGCGUCACAUGUAAAAUCUAACCCUCAACCCACCACUAUUUCUGAAGGUUCGAGUCUAUACGCGGGCUUCGCAAAUGAAGAAGUAUUGUCACUCGUGGAUGAAACCGAAGGCAAAGAGAAUGCAUUUGAAAAUCACAAACUAGAGCCUGCUUUCAGUAGAGAGAAUCUGUUCAAUACCACGUUGUUUCCAACAGCAGUUAGAGUCACGCAGUAUGAGCCUUCCGUUGUUGCUUUAUCAUCCUCAUCAACAAGGGUAAAUCCAUCGAUUCCUGUAUUAAGUACCACACCACGACCUCCAUGGCUGCCUUCCUCGCUGCCCUCCACUAGCCGCCCCCUGCCUACUUAUCUAGCAUCGUUGUCUCCUCCAUCUUCCGGGACGUCACCGCAGUUUCCAGGCAGUGUGUCCUUCGCUAGCCGCCCAUCCAGUGCGGGAUACACCGCGGGCACUGACAGUUCCCAACAAGGAUCUGCAGGAGUGCUCAUGGAACUUCCAGCGACGUCGACAGUACCAGCAUCUCCCUCGGCCCUGGACCCCAGUCCAGCAGAUCCUGUAAGGGAAACAGCGCAGCCAGCAACUGGAGUGUAUCGCUGUGGCAGCGUCGGGAGCGCCAGGGUCGCCAACUUCCUGAACCCGUCGUAUCCGUUGGCAGACAGAGGCCCCGGCAGAUGCUCCUUCAGGCUCCUGGUUCCCGACCUCGACGUCUGCCAGGUGGGUGGCUGGCAUUCUUCCCGCCUGCCAGGUGAGUAA